Trypanosoma cruzi is the source of this 534-nucleotide messenger RNA. Its product is annotated as trypanothione/tryparedoxin dependent peroxidase 2, putative. Gene Ontology annotation, molecular function: glutathione peroxidase activity. The transcript has a single exon. The coding region runs from base 1 to 534 and encodes 177 amino acids. Gene Ontology annotation, biological process: response to oxidative stress. Lineage: Eukaryota; Euglenozoa; Kinetoplastea; Trypanosomatida; Trypanosomatidae. The record is from RefSeq and is a predicted model, not a curated record.
AUGUUUCGUUUCGGUCAAUUGCUUAGGGCAGCCGAGAUGAAAAGCAUCUACGAAUUUCAGGUGAACGCAGCCGAUGGAAAGCCGUAUGAUCUCUCGCAGCACAAGGGACAUCCGCUGCUGAUCUACAAUGUGGCGAGUAGGUGUGGCUACACGAAGGGUGGCUACGAGACGGCCACGACGCUCUACAACAAGUACAAGGGCCAGGGCUUUACUGUUCUGGCGUUCCCGUGUAACCAAUUUGCCGGGCAGGAGCCGGGGACGGCGCUGGAGGUGAAGGAAUAUGCCUGCACGCGGUUUAAGGCGGACUUCCCCAUCAUGGAAAAGAUUGACGUGAAUGGCGGCAAGGCACAUCCGCUGUAUGAGUUUAUGAAGGCAACAAUUCCCGGUCUUUUUGGCACUAAAGCCAUCAAGUGGAACUUUACUUCGUUCCUUAUUGACAGGCAUGGUGUUCCCGUGGAGCGUUUUUCGCCUGGUGCAUCUGUGGAAGAUAUUGAGAAAAAACUUUUGCCGCUUCUUGGUGGUGCUAGGAUUUGA